AUGGAAUCCCCUUCAUUUCUUAUGAACGACCUUAGACGUCGCGUCACUGAAGAAACGCUCCUGGAUCUCUUUCAUCCACUAAUCCCCGUGAUCAAGAUCGCGCCUUCUCUCCUUGAUAUCAGCCUCAAGGUCGCAACGGUCACUUUUGACGAAAGCCCAGGAUGGCUCCGCCACAUACAAUCCCACGCACCGCUCAAGACCACUUUCGGAACCUUAUGGAAAGGCGUUGAUGUCAACUCUAAAAGCGAUGAAUUUAUCGGAGCAGUGAAAGACGGCGAUCUCGAGCGGGCUGAAAUGCUAGCAGAGUUCGAGGAUACUGAUGUCAACAAGACAGACGACAAAGGUAGAACGGCUCUACAUUGGGCGUGCAUCAAGAAUCUUCCGGAGGUGGCUGCCCUAUGUCUUUCAUUGGCGCGGAUAGAUACGAGCAUUGAGUAUGAGGGAAGAACUGCGUUUGAUAUUGCUUGUCAGCUGGAAAAGAGUAUAAUUCCAUCGCUAUUCUAUAAGAGCACGUUUGAGAAGGACAAAACCGACCCUCAAGGUGCCUUACUGCAACUUAUCAAUCUCACAGCGGAACCAGAUCUCGAUCGAACCGAGUUCCCUGGCGAAGCCCUGUUUGAUCCAGCAAAGGACGGGAACGAGCGUCUAUGUGCUGCAUUGUUCACGAAGAGAAAAGUCAAUGUAUUGGCAAGGAAUGAGGACUGUAACACUGCGCUGCAUAUUGCGGCUAUGAAUGGACACGGUUCCAUAGCAAGAAUCUUUGUUAAUAAUGGGUCCGAUGUCAAUGCAGUGGGUAAGGAUCACUUUACACCAUUGCACUACGCAGCACAGCGAGGAGACUGGGAUACUGUGAAGACACUGUUGCAGCUCAAUGCAGAUAAAGAUGCAAAAGAUAAAGAUGGAAAGACGGCACUUGACUGGGCCGUGCAGAACGGGCAUCGCGGAACACAAGACCUUUUAGAGGAUAAAGAAGAUUGGGAGGAGAGCGCAGAUGAAUCUGAAGAGUCGGGAACUCAGUUACACAGGGCGGUCAAGCGUAGAGAUAGAGUGGCGGUCAAGCAGUUACUGAGAGGGGGGCUAAAUAUUGAAGAGAGAAACGCGAGGGGGCAGACACCAUUGAAUGUUGCGGCUGAGAGCGGGUGGGAGGAUAUUGUACAGGUACUGCUGGACAAGGGCGCAAUGAUUGAAGCAGGCGACUUCAGAAACAAGUCAUCUCUCCACGGCGCAGCACGAGCUGGCGAUCUGGAAACAUUAAACUUGCUUCUGGAACGCAAUGCCUACGAAGAUGCGAGGGACUCGAAUAGAAGAACUCCGUUGCACUACGCCGUUGCUCAUCCCGCGCUUGUCAGAAGGCUUCUUGACAAAGGGGCCACUGUUGGACCGAAAAACAAACGAAACCAAACUCCGCUAUAUGCCGCAGCCGCCAUAGGAAAUGCAGAAACGGACACAACAAUAUUGUUGAAAUGCUCUCAUGAAAUGUUUAGGACCUGUAGUUAUAUACGGAGGGUUUAG
Morchella importuna is the source of this 1512-nucleotide messenger RNA. RefSeq lists its product as uncharacterized. The transcript is spliced from 3 exons. NCBI's taxonomy places the organism in Eukaryota, Fungi, Ascomycota, Pezizomycetes, Pezizales, Morchellaceae. The record is from RefSeq and is a predicted model, not a curated record. The coding region runs from base 1 to 1512 and encodes 503 amino acids. Gene Ontology annotation, molecular function: protein binding.